AUGGUUCCAUUAUUUGUCUAUGGAGAUGCUUCAUCGGGCAAAAUAAGCACGAUACUUGAGAUUUUCAAGCACAUGAAGUGCCCAUUUAUUUAUAGCAAUUGCAUCACCUGCUACAAUCCCAGGAUACUAUUUGAAUCUAUCUUGAACCAGCUUUUACUUCUUAGGAAGAAUGAAAAUGAUGGAUAUUCAAGUGCAAAGCGCUGUGAAAAGCCCUCUGAUUUUGUAAAUCUUUUACAUGAUGCUAUGCGUACUUUUAUAGACAGGCUCAAAGGUUUCCUGUUAAACAGUGUAGUGUUGAGACCUUUCUGUCUAAUCACAAGGAGUGUUGAUGAUGUAACUACUGCUAUUUCACUAUUAUUUAAGAAAUAUUGUGAACCGCUAGAUGAUUCGGGGAUUACUCCCAAUGAAGAUAUAAAGAGAAAACUACUUGAUGCCUCGCCCUUUGAUUCAAUUGGAGGAUUUGGCAAUCGGAAAAGAAAGAGAAAGAGCUCUGAGAAAUCAAUGGAGAAGAAGGAAAGUAAAGAUCAAGAAUCACUAAUGAAAGUGCCCGGAACUUUCCCAUUAGAAAGGCUUUUAGCAUUAUUUCAGUGUAUCUCUUUUGUUGCAGAAUAUUCACCCGAUGAUGAAAUACUACAAAUUGAUGUACUAGGAACCGAUGGUUGGGAUAGUGGAAUGAUGGCUGAUGUUCUCCUGCAAUUAUCUAGUCUAUGUAGUGCUAAUUUCAUCACCAAAUGA
Molecule: messenger RNA, 735 nt
Organism: Fraxinus pennsylvanica
Lineage: Eukaryota; Viridiplantae; Streptophyta; Magnoliopsida; Lamiales; Oleaceae
Source: the annotation of a GenBank genome assembly